Plasmodium vivax (malaria parasite P. vivax) is the source of this 2586-nucleotide messenger RNA. RefSeq names its product serine/threonine-protein kinase, putative. Gene Ontology annotation, biological process: protein phosphorylation; intracellular signal transduction. The transcript has a single exon. Bases 1 to 2586 code for a protein of 861 amino acids. Lineage: Eukaryota; Apicomplexa; Aconoidasida; Haemosporida; Plasmodiidae. The record is from RefSeq and is a predicted model, not a curated record. Gene Ontology annotation, cellular component: cytoplasm. Gene Ontology annotation, molecular function: protein serine/threonine kinase activity; ATP binding.
AUGACCAGCAAUGUCGGUACUAAUCCAAAGUUGCCAAUGCCGAGUGGGGAGAAAGAGCACAUCCUAGCUGCCUCCCUGGAAAUAGACAAGCAAAAGAACACGUGCAAAACUUAUACACAAAAAAGACAUGUAAAUUAUUUACUCGAAAUAAAGAGAAACAAUAAAAAGAUAGAAAAACCUUGCCCACAUGGAAAGGAGCCCUCAGAUGAGAAGAGCACCUUAUCACUUAACAGAAAUGGACGCACCAAAAUUUGCAAAGUUAGUAAAAACGAAAUUCACCUCAAAAGUGAGAAACAAAUAAGCGAAGCGCACUCUUAUCAUGAGCAUAAGGACACUCCUCAAAUGCUGACUGAGGGGAGAAGAAGAACCGCCUGCACAAUGGUCCAUAUAAAUAAAGUGAAAAACUGUAAGGUGUGCCCCAUGGGUAUUCUAAAAAAGGAUCAGGUAAAUGGAAAUCCACGGGGAGUCGACGCCCGAGCGAGCUUCGAAAAGAGCAGCUGCAGUAGGGCCAUGUCCACUCUGCUAAAGAAUGCAACAGUGAAAAGGGGCCACGGCAAAAAAGGGGAACAAAAAAGUGGCAUACACGUUACGCAUAAAUGUGGAACUCUCGUCGAAAGUAAAAAUGACCACCUGAACGCGCGAAAAAAUGCAACAGUUGCCACAGCGCACAUGAAAGGCCCCCCACAAGACACACAAUUUCAGCAAUCAGGAAGAGGCGUGAUCCCCCACACAACCUGCACAAUUUUAAAAAGUAAAAUGAGAAGAAAUUCACCAAAGGAGGGCCUAACCCCUCACUCUAAGGAAAAAAUAAAAGGGAGAAACGAAUUCUAUAGGAAAUGCCAAAUUGGAAAGGAGAAAAAAUGCACAUUAUUACCUGAUCAGGUCAGGCAAACAGAAAAAGGUGAUACAUAUGGUGGACACCGAAAUGAAGAAAAAAAUGGAACAGCCUGCAAAAGCGCAACGAAGAGAGAGGGGUGCCAAGUGUUAUCUCAAGCAAAAGUGAAAAAUGUAAAAAGUUGCACUCUUAAGAGGGGGGAACCCCAAUGUGGGUCAAAAGAAGGCACAGAAAGUGAGUUUAUUAAAAAAAUUGCUCAAUCAAACUGCACCGAGGAGGCAGCGGAAGACGUGAGCACAAAUGGGGGAACUCCUCCUCCCACGAAUAGCAUAAAGAGAUGCAGAGUCAGAACCAUUUUGUUGAACAAAACGUGGCUGCAAGAAGGGGCUAUGACAAAAUUGGUGUCGCUCGAAGGGGAGGACUCCGCCGGAAAGUUACCCAAUGAAAAUAAUUCUGGAGAGGAACAGCCCAUGGGGGAGCCACCCCACGUUACAAGCACACAUAAAGCAGAACCGAAAAAGCAAAAUGGAGAGGAGAUGCAACACACACAUAGGUACAAAACCAUAGAAGUGAAGGUGAAAAAGGGCAAAGGGCUGCGAAAAGAAUACCUCAUUACCAGCCAAAUCGGGAAGGGGACGUUCGGAAAAGUCUGCCUAGGAAUUCACAUACACACACACGAAAUAGUGGCAAUAAAAAUUUUAAACAAAAAAAAGUUACAACGAUUAAUCAGUUACGAAAAAAUAAUGAAGGAAAUAAAAAUACAUGAACAGAUGGACCACAAUCACAUAUGCAAAUUAUACGAAGCAUAUGAAGAUAGAAAAUAUAUAUAUAUGAUAUUAGAGUAUGUUUCCAACGGAGAUUUAUUGGCCUAUGUUUGUAAAAAAAAGAGAAGAAUAAAUGAAGACACAGCGAGGAGAAUCUUCUACCAGCUAAUCAGUGCAGUGGAUUAUUUACACAAAUUUAAUGUUGUUCAUAGGGACUUGAAACCAGAAAAUAUUUUACUAGAUGAUGAAGAAAAUAUAAAGCUAAUCGAUUUUGGUCUCUCCACUGUGUAUGAAAAAAAUAAUUUAUUAACAACAUCAUGUGGGUCCCCAUUUUAUACCUCUCCAGAAAUAUUACUGGGAAAUAAAUAUCAUGGAGAAUUAACGGAUGUGUGGUCCCUGGGAGUUAUCCUUUUUUUAUUACUUAAUCGCAAGCUGCCAUUUAAUCAUACCAAUUUGAAUGUACUCUUCCAGGAAAUUAUAAAAGGUCUGCUCCAUUUCGAACCGCACAUUUCCGAAGGCGCAAAAAAUUUAAUUCGAAAUAUGCUCAACGUAAAUUUCCAGAAGAGGUAUUCCCUCAGGGAGGUAAAAACGCAUCCAUGGUUUAAUUCCUACCAUAUGAAGAAAAAAAAUUUCACAAAAUUGCUACAAACCAGCUGUCACCUAAUUUGCUGUAAUGUAUGUUCAUACAAAAUUAUCAUUCUGAGCAGUACCCAGUGGAUGCGCUUAAUUUUAAAUAAAAUUGGCAAAAUUUAUGCCAUUGGAGUGGAUCAAGUUUGUCGCGAAUUAAGAGAAAAAGGGAAAAAUUCCAUCAAAACGAGUUUUUAUCUUUUGCUAAAUAAAACCAUUCGAAUGGUAUCCACCAAUAGUUCUUUAUGCUCCCACCUUGUCCUAGUCACACACAUGGGUGUCCAUCCUGAGGGGGGAAAUUGUCUACCCUUCCACCAUGAGGAGUUCUCCUCUCCACAUGGCAAUGCCGCUUCCGAAUGA